AUGGCCGAGUAUGCGGACACGCCACUUACUGAGCUCUUGCAGCCAUAUAGGAAGUAUGAGGCUCAAUUGAGGCAGCUUUAUGCUCAGGAGCCUGAGCAUGAACUUGUCAAGGAUCCGCAUGCCAAUCUCCUACCCCUUUUCACCAACGACACUCCUAGUAUCAAAACUCGAGCAAGAAAUCUAGGCUCCGAGUCUGAGAAGGAGAAGGAGAAGUAUAUUAUGGCCCUCCCUGAGGACCAGCGCCGGCCAAAUGGCUCUCCAGCGACUGUUCAGUCUCUCAAGGAGUUUCAGCACAACUUCAGCGUCUUUUCAGAAUCCUCUCUGAUUGAUCUUGACUGGAACAAUGUUGUUGCCGCUGGCUCGUCUGUUGUGAACUGCCUUCUCCCAGUACCUGAGAAGUACAGCACAUCAAAGAGAGUUCUUCGAGAGUUCUACCAUGAAAAAUUCUCCCCAGCUUCUGAUGUUGACCUGUUUUUGUAUGGUCUCAGCGAGGAGGAGGCAAUUGAGAAGAUCAAAGACAUUGAAACCAGGAUCCGAGACUCAAUUCUCACGGAAACCACAACUGUUCGCACCAAGAACGCCAUCACUAUUUGCAGUCAAUAUCCCACACGACAUGUGCAGAUUGUUCUUCGCAUAUACAAGAAUGUCUCAGAAAUCCUUACUGGGCUCCUUGUUCUCGAACGCCUUCCUACAUCUUCGUCAAGAGAGCAGUACCUGAGCAAACGUCGUGAGGAACGUGGUAGGCCUCCUCUGGAAGGACAUCGCCGCUUCCGACAUGGUCUUGCGGGUGAUAUCAAGAGCAUCUAUGAGGACGAAGUUGCGGAGUGGGAAAUCGGUUCCUUCAAUCCACUAACCGAUGACGACUGGACCGAGAUGUCAUACGUGGGUAACACGGCUCGACUCUGCCAAGCCAUCGUUGAUGGCGAUCUUGAGCAUGUUGAGGACUGGCUUGCACAGGAAGGCGCCGAUCCUAACAAGAGAGAUUACACCGGUAGAACUCCGCUACAUCUGGCUGUCAUCAGCUCAACCCCUGAAGUUGUUAAGUGUCUCGUCGACCAUGGCGCACGACUGAUUUCUCGUCUGGCGGAUGGCAAGACAGCCCUCCAUCUAGCGGCUGCAAGAGGCGAUGUUGAAAUUGUCAAGAUCCUGAUGGAAAAGAGCACUGCCAACGAAGCUGAAGAAGAGGAGAAGGAAGAUAAACGUCGCAAAGUCCUGCUUCCUAUGAGAAACGACAAAUCUGAGACUGAAGAAUCAGUGGAGUCUGAUGAAGACGAGGAGGCAGACUCUGAUGGAGAACUCGUGGAUGACGAGCUCAGUGAUGAUAAUGAUGGUAAUAGUAUGGCUACUGGGUCUUUUGUCAGGGUUGGAAACAAGGAACAACCAGCAACCCACACAGAAGUCGUCCCUGAUGAAGUCGAGGGCGAACCGGACUUCUAUCAUGUGGACGCUAUCGCAUGGGACAAGCCCGUAUCAGCCUUACACCUGGCUGUCAUCUCAGGUCACACAGAGGUUGUCAAGCUACUUUGCCAGGAAUACGGAGCGGAUGUGCUACUUCCAGUCAAGUUCCUGGGAUACAACUCCGCGCCGACCACUGCAAUCCUCACCAUGGUGCUGGCCACCGCCCUCCCUGUCGAGAAAGCAAAGGAGAUGGUCAAGACCCUCUUGAGUUUGGGGUCUACCUCUGCUCAGGCCGAUAUACAUGGUGUUACGGCUUUCCAGCGAUAUGCCGAAGAAAACGCUUCUGAGUUACUGGAAAUUCUUUGGGAGAUGGACAAGAUUGGAUCCAACUCAGCUAUCAAUCACCUCGGGUUCACGAAUACAUAUAGACCCAAAACGAGGAGUGCUCUUCAGGCGGCCCUCCAAAAUGGUGAUUCGAGGCUCGCUCUCCGGCUUCUUGAUGCAGGCGCUGUCUCUCAGAUCGAUUUCGACACAUGGCUGAAGUCUGCAAAGCAGUCACAUGUUCAAAAGGAGCUUGCGGCAUACGAUCAGAACAAGAAGCUGUUCAGCACAAUGACUGAGCAGCCUCUAAUAGCAGCUCUAAAGUCCCCCAGCCCCGAAAUUGCCCUCGAGCUUAUCAAGAAAGGUGUGGAUGUAAACAUCAUCUCUGCCAACUCACAUCAAAUCCUCCAACGAUCGUGGUGGCGAGGUAGUGACAAAGGACAAUCCGCGUUGGAUGUGGCACGCGACGAGAUCAAAGCUCUUCGCGAGUAUAAGGAUCCCCGGUCCACCUUAGUUGAGCCUAAGCUAGAGACAGAGAUCGACGAAUUUCUGGGGAGUCUGAAACAAGGCAGCUGGCAGCACUGGACCGUCACCGCAGAUAUCAAAGCCGUCAAGGAGGCACACAAGAAGAGCUCGGAGGACUUCAGGAAGCAGAAAGCACAUGUUGAGUCUAUGAAGGGUGUCAAAGAGAAGCAAGCUAUCUUUGACGAUCUAAUAUCGACUUUCGAGAAGGUCGAGGCUGAGAUUCUAGCCAGAGAUGGAAAGACCUUCGACGAGCUCCACCCAGACUUCAAAAAUAUGCCUGAUGUACCCAAGAUUGACAAGACCCAAAAGACAGGGGGCAAGUAUGAGUAUGAAUUCAAGUUCUUUGGAGUCACUGAUGUGACGGAAGCGAGAAUGGCCAAGUAUAUCGAGCUUUUUGAAGCAUCCUGGGAGGGCGAUCUUGAAAAGAUCAAGAGUCUUACCUUACAGUCAUGGGAUAAGGAAAACAACGAGCCCCCCUUGCAGAUUGCCGUCAACGAAAAGCAAGGAAGUACACCGUUCUCGUUGGCGUUACUGCGAGGGCACUUGCAUGUCGCGAAGGCUAUUCUGGAAAUUGUCCACGCGCAAUACUCUCCAACAGACAAAGACGCUGUUCGCUACGACAUGGAGAAGGAUAAUGACUACGAAUCUGACUGCUACAGUGACUCUGCGUCGAAUGACGGGGAGAUUGAGAUAUACUCCCAUAAAGUCGACGAACAAGCGACCAUCGAGAACAUUGGGCAAGUCUCGAUGCAAGUGAAAAGUCAUAUCAAGCCCCAAGCCUUCAUGGCCUGGGAGACUCCGACAUUCACUUUCCGUGACGGCAAAGUUGAAGAGACUGACGACAAGAAAUUGUCUCCACUCAAUUUCGCAAUCAAGAACAACGACCAGAGGCUUGUCAAGUUCCUUCUUGAUUUGGAGGUUCACUAUGCUAGUCUGAAAUUCGACAAGGACGAUGAACCUACUAAGUUCGUUCCUUUCCCUGACCAAGCCUUCCUGUAUGCGAUUGGACAAGGCCGCACUGAGAUUCUUGCCUAUAUAAUCAAGAGAACUGGUGCAGGUAUACCCCUGGAAGAGCUUGUGAAGACGAGUGGAGUUGAAAUCAAAGAGAAGCCGCGAUACUACCAAGGAUUGACUGUCUAUGGUAAAAAGAGAAAGGAUUGGGCAAAUGCCGGGCGAAAUGCUGUAUCUAAGCCAAUGGGCACCAAGACCUCACCCUUAUUACUUGCCGCCAAGGCGGGUAGCAUUGAGUCUGUGGAAUGGUUCCUGACUGAAGCUCCCUUGAGACAAUACAUUGAGUUUUCGAAGUCUAAGGUUGCCAGCGAGGAUUCCCGGCUCAAACACCUCAACCAGACAACUGGCGGAUUUGAAAAAAUCAUCCGCAAGUGGCUCAGUUCUCAGAAUGAACUUGUCCUUCAUGCUGCUGUGAUGGGACCGGAAGGUGAAAAGUCUCAAGAACUUGUCAAGUAUCUCAUCAAAGCCUUCCCUUCGUCCCUGGAGACUAAGUCUGUGGAUGGACGCACUCCUCUUAACCUGGCAUGCUACAUGGGUAGACCUGACCUCGCGGAGAUUCUCAUCAAGAAUGGUGCCGAUCAAUCCACAAAGACCAAGACCUGGGACAACUUGCUCCACAGCGCGGUGUUCAAUAAUCCUAAGGCAGAGCAGCUGCGCCCUCUUCUUGACCUCCUCGACGCCAAUCUGAGGAGUCACAUGUUCAGGGAACGAAACAGCCUUCAGCAGGAUGGCAAAACACCCCUCCAUUCCUGGAUCUCCGGGCUCUUCCGCGACAAGUGGAAUCACCCAUACAACAAAUCCACUGAGAAGUGUCUUGCGGUACUCAAACUACUGCUCGAGUACUCGGAGGGCCGCGAGUUGGAUAUGCUCGACGGUGCUGGCGACACACCACUCCAUACGCUCAUCGCUAAGCAGGGACCACCGGAGCUUGUUCGUGCUAUUUUGGACGUCAAUCCGCAGCUUCUAUACCGCGAGAAUGCUGUUGGGCGUACACCUCUCGAGAUCUCGCAUGAGGGAUUCCUUGGCCUGCACCUCUACGUGCCUGAGCAGACUUACUGGACUCCGGACUUCUCGGUAUCUCGACUCGUGACACGGGCUCCCAAGGCGUUCGUUGGCGCAAAGACAGCCGGCAAGGUCAAGGCGGCCAAGCCGGAGCACGGCACUGGAAACGAGACGGACGCGCGCAAGCGAGCUAUCUGGCAGCUGUGCGAUGCCUGCGCUGAGAAGUAUCCCAGCAAACGACGCCUCGUUAGCCUACAUGAGGCCAACGACGUUGCUCGUCGUCUGGGUGAAACAUAUCAGCCGCAGCGGUACUUGUUCAAGAGCCGUCGUGAGAAGAGUGAGGAAGAAGAGGAAGAGGAAGAUGCAGAGAGGGCUGCCCAAGCCGGAAAGAAGAAAGAGACUGGGCCGAGCGACUUUGCUACUGAGACUCUUACAACUGCGAAGAAGUCCGCAUGGCAACGCGACAAGCCCAGAGAGCUCGAGUUCGACUCAGACGAGGAGCUAUCAGAUGACAAUGACUCCUUCUUUGACUUCUAA
This is a messenger RNA of Phaeoacremonium minimum UCRPA7, 4794 nucleotides long. RefSeq names its product putative ankyrin repeat protein. Bases 1 to 4794 code for a protein of 1597 amino acids. The record is from RefSeq and is a predicted model, not a curated record. Lineage: Eukaryota; Fungi; Ascomycota; Sordariomycetes; Togniniales; Togniniaceae. Gene Ontology annotation, molecular function: protein binding. The transcript has 8 exons.